ACCUGCUUUUCCAGAUGGUAAAAUGCAAGGAUCAACGUGGAAUUAAGCUUGGCAAAACCAUUCCCUUAUGCGUCUACAGUUCAUAGAAAAGGUGUGUGGAGUUUUCCCGCAGCUGACAGAAAACUAGGAAUGGUUGCAUGGGAAUUUUUGCAACAAAGGAGAAGCAACGGGGUAACACACUCGGUUAUUUAGGGAGAAUAUAACUCAAUGCCUCUUCUUUGGAAACUACACCCUCAAGAAUCCAUGCACACUAUUUGCCAACAGCUGACUUUUUGUAAGAAGUGCUGCGCUUUAUGGCUGUCUUUGAAGUUGUGAAGUGGAAUACAAGCUGGAUUCAAAUUAACAUCUUUCUGUUUAGAUAUUUUGAUCACACAAUGUUUAAUUUUUACAAGUAAUCGACCUAUUCAAGUAACGUCCGUUAUUUGAGCCCCAUUGUUUUUGCUUAACCCAGACGGUUAGUGCUGAAUCUUUCAACCCGGCACCAUGAGUUUUGCCAAGCUCUUAGACCAUGUCGGGGGGAUGGGUCGCUUCCAAAUCAUCUAUGUGAUCUUACUGGCUAUCUCCGUUUUCAUGCUGGCCAGCCAUAACCUCCUGCAGAACUUCACUGCUGCCAUCUCUGAGCACCACUGCCAUGUCCAUAUCAACAUCAACAACACUCCUUACACCAACCUCACCGGAAAGCUCGCUGCCAAGGACCUCCUCAGGGUCUCCAUCCCCAUGGACAGCAACCAGCAGCCAGAGAAGUGUCACCGCUUUGUCACUAUGCAGUGGCAGCUCCUAGACUCCAAUGCCACAGUCACAAACCUAACCGAGCUGGAGACUGAACCCUGCGCUGAUGGGUGGGUGUACGACAAGAGCAUUUUCACCAGCACUAUCAUUACAGAGUGGGACCUGGUGUGUGACUCCCGGCAGCUGAAGCAGAUGGCUCAGUCCAUCUAUAUGGCUGGGAUCCUGGCGGGAGGCAUCAUCUUUGGACGUCUGUCAGACAGGUUUGGCCGCAGGUCUCCCUUGAUCUGGUGCAAUUUGCAGAUGGCUGUCACGGGCACCAGCACUGCCUUCUCGCCCAGCUUCACUGCCUACUGCAUCUUCCGUUUCCUGACCGGAAUGGCCUUCUCGGGCAUUGUGAUGAACGGUGUCUCUCUGUCUGUGGAAUGGACACCCACCCGCACACGGGCCGUUGUGGGCACCAUGUAUGGAUACUGCAUCACAAUCGGGCAGUGCAUUCUGGCUGGGGUGGCUUACGCCAUCCCCAGUUGGCGCUGGCUGCAGCUUGUGGUGUCUUUGCCCUAUUUCAUCUGCUUCAUCUACUCCUGGUGGUUCGCUGAGUCCGCCCGCUGGCUGGUAAUAGCCGGCAGACCCGACGAGGCAGUGAAACAGCUCCAGAGAGUGGCCAGGAUAAACCGGAAGAAAGAAGAAGGAGACAAACUCAACAUUGAGGUCUUGAGAUCCAACAUGCAGAAAGAAAUAGCCUCUGCAAAGAGCAGCUAUACCUUCAUCGACCUGGUGCGGACCCCUGUCGUACGCCGGAUCUCCUUCUGCCUCUGCUUUGUAUGGUUCUCCACCAGCUUUGCCUAUUAUGGGUUGGCCAUGGACCUGCAGAAUUUCGGUGUCAAUAUCUUCUUGAUCCAGCUGGUCUUUGGAGCUGUUGAUUUCCCAGCGAAGUUCAUCUCAGUCCUCACAAUCAGCUUCAUCGGGCGCCGGUUCACACAGGCCUUGACCCUCAUCCUGGCUGGACUCUCUAUCCUAGCCAACAUCUUUGUCCCACAAGAUCUGAAGACCCUGCGCACCAUUCUGGCUGUCGUUGGAAAAGGCUGUCUUGCUGCCUCCUUUAACUGUGUCUACCUCUACACGAGUGAGCUGUACCCCACAGUGAUUAGGCAGACUGGCAUGGGUUUGAGCAACACCAUGGCGCGUCUGGGCAGCAUCAUUGCCCCAUUGGUGAAGAUGUUGGAGGAAUACAUUCCCUUCCUGCCACUGAUCAUUUAUGGAGCUGCCCCAAUCAUCUCCGGCAUUGCAGCGACCUUCCUGCCCGAGACGCUCAACGUGCCAUUGCCUGAGACCAUAGAGGAGGUGGAGACACGACCCAGGCAUCUGAGAGAUGAAGAACAAGAAAUGAAGAUCCUUCUGAAACCCACCAUGCCAGACUCAGCCAAGGAAGCCAGUUAAGGAAAGAAAAACGAGCAACUGUUGUAGGGGCUAUGGGUACAAUUUUCAAAAGUGCCUAUGUGCCUUAGGAGCCUACGUUCCAUUUUCACCAGUGACUUAGCCACUCCCAUGAGAGUUAAGUGCCUCAUCUACCUGAGCACUUCUGAAAAUCCCACUGGGCACUUAUCUGAAUCUCUUGGCACCUAAAUACCUUGGAAAAUGUGGCUCCCAAUCAUUUUUGAAAGUGGGGGCUUAGGCACUUUUGAAGACUCCUCCCUAUCUCUUUUACUGUUUUAAUCAUGCCAGAAGUACUAUGCAGGCAUCAGUGACAACUCCAUAGGGGUUGAAUUUUGCACUUAAUGCAGGGAAUCAACCUCUUCAAACAGCAUGUUGACCUCCAAAUCACAGCAGGAAUUUAUACCACGGGACCUGCUGCUAUGCAAGGUGGGGGACACGAAUCAAUUACUCUAUGUAACUCCUCCAUGUAGUUCAAAAGCUAGUGUUGCACUCUGCUGGGAUCCAACAUAUGGUACCCAAGAGCUCAGCAAAUACUUUCGGGCCAGAUCCUCAGCAAGUGUUAAUCCACGUAGUGGAGGAUUGGCCCAGUACUGCAGGACAAACUAAAGAUUUUGCUUUGAUUGCAAAUCGCUUUUAAAUUUUUUAGUAUUUUUUUAUUAAAAAACAAUUCAAGGAAAUUUCUAAACAAAGUUGUUUCAAAUCGAAAAAUCAAAACAUUUAGACAUUUUGGGGAUUUUCCCCCCUGAAACGAACAAUUCAGCAAAACCAGUAUGAAAUCAUGAACCAUUGCAGUGUCACCAAAUCUGCAUUUUUCAUCCUAAAAAGUUUUGGUUGAAAAAUCUCGCACAGCUUCGCUAGUCAGAGAUUGGCUUAAGGCCCGAGGCAUGAGGUUUAUAUGCCUUCUAAAACUCUUUGUUGUAUUAUUGAUAUUCCUUUUACCCAUAGAGAUUUCAAUGUCAUCUUGUAUGAGUGAGUUCCACAGUCUAACACCAUCAUGUCAGAAAGGAUAUUUCCUUCGUUCAGUUUUGAAAACAGGGAAGGGAACCCAGGAGUCCCGAUUCUCAGUUUCCCCUGCCCUAGCCCACUACAUUUCACUGCCCUCAGAGUCGGGAGUCCUGACUCCCAACCCCCCCCAACACAAACACACUCUAACCUCCCCUCCCAGUCCAGAGCUGGGAAUGGAACCUGGGAGUCCCGACUCCGAGCCCCAUCUACUACUCUCCGGCCAGAGCUGGGAACAGAACUCAGAAGUCCUGACCCUCAUUCCUGCUGCUCUGACACACUAGACUCCAUUCCUUCUCUAACUGGUAACCAAACCCAGAAGUCCUGAUUCUCAGCCCCUACAGCUCUAACCACUAGACCCUACUCCCCUCACAGAACUGGGAAUGGAACCCAAGAAUCCUGAUGCCUAGUUUUAACCACCAGACCACUCAAUUACAUCAGUAUAAAUUAAGACUGAAGGGGUGACUACAGCUUGAGCAGUCAUAUCUGAAGCUAGCUUUACUCUCGCUAGCUCAGGUACCAGAGCAAUACUUCAGCACAGGCUGUACAAGCCUGUCUGGACCCCUGAGUCAUUAGUCACAGGACUAGCCCAUGCUGAAGCAUAUGCUGCUGCAGCGUCACUGUUCUGGGAGCCGAGCUAGCGAGAUGAAAACGAGCUGGGGUAUGUCUGCUCCAGUUGCAAUUGCAGCCUCUGACUGCAGCAUAGACAGACCCUAACUCAGCUGCUUUGUGUAUGUCUACACUACGGGAUUGCUCCGAUUUUAGAGAAUUCGAUUUUUGGC
Molecule: messenger RNA, 3947 nt
Organism: Chrysemys picta bellii (western painted turtle)
Lineage: Eukaryota; Metazoa; Chordata; Testudines; Emydidae
Product: solute carrier family 22 member 6-B-like
Biological process (GO): transmembrane transport
Cellular component (GO): membrane
Molecular function (GO): transmembrane transporter activity
Source: RefSeq, a predicted model, not a curated record